Messenger RNA from Caenorhabditis elegans, 1052 nucleotides. RefSeq names its product DUF148 domain-containing protein (gene Y73B6BL.44). The record is from RefSeq and is marked reviewed. The transcript is spliced from 7 exons. Bases 70 to 801 code for a protein of 243 amino acids. NCBI's taxonomy places the organism in Eukaryota, Metazoa, Nematoda, Chromadorea, Rhabditida, Rhabditidae.
AACAAACUCUUUUCUGUUAGGUUAACGGGAAAAUACUAAUUUUUGUGAUCUCACUCCUUUUAAUUAAGAAUGCUGUUUCAAACUUACUUCUUUCUCAUUAUGACGACGCUACUUUUCACUACUGCACAUUCACGAGGAUUAUCCAAACAAAUAGGUGAAUAUGAAAAGGCAGCGGGUCUAUCACCCGAUAACAAAGUUCCAUGUGAAAUGCCGGCCAUUACACAACAACUUCCAACUCGAAUUCGAUCAAAAAUCGAAUUAAUUUGGCAAAACGUGGAAAGAGGUGGAGAUUGUUGGAUUGAGAUGGCUCAAACAAGAAAUGCUCUCCUCCGACUAACGUCUGCUGAAAAAUCAGUAAUCCUUCGGAAAUCAAGAAAAGAGUGCAAAGUUCCGUCUGUUGUACAAGCUCUUCCAGAAAAAUAUCAAAAGAAGAUUUCGGACAUUUGGGAGAAAAAUAUAAAUGAGAAAGUGAAGAAAGAGAAAGACUGUUGGGAUCAACAAAAGAAAACGAGACUUCUACUUCUCAACCUUCCAAUGGGAGUGAAGUUUCAUCCACCAGCUUUCGAGUGUGCUCUUCCACACUUCUAUAAUCGACUGGAGCAGAGUUUACAGGAAAAACUGAGAGAAAUUUGGAAGGGAUACAAAAAAGGAAGAAGCUGUGUAGAGCAAAUUGACAAACAAAUUCAACUUCUGGAAGCAAAUGAUAUUUCAUUGAAAUCAUUUCAGAUGCCUCCUCCAUCAAUGUUUAGAAAACAACGAGAAGCUCGAAGAAAGUUAAGAAGACGCUCAAAUGUUGCUUGAUUUUGGAAAUUUAAUGUUUUGUUUGUAAUAUUUAAUAACGAAGAAAAUAAUAUCAAAAAUGCGGGACGAGAUGUGUUUUACAAUUUUACAAAAAUAAUCGUUGCAUUGUGGUUGUGCUUUUGAUAUCAUGCUUUCUAGUUUUUAUCGGUGAAUUUGUAUAUAUUUUUUUUAAGUUGAAAUGAAUGUACAUAUACUUUUUGCAAAUGUGAGAAUUUGAUAUUGAUUGUGAGAUGAAAAUAAUAUUUGAAAAA